This is a messenger RNA of Nothoprocta perdicaria, 1464 nucleotides long. RefSeq names its product tRNA selenocysteine 1-associated protein 1-like. The transcript is spliced from 10 exons. Gene Ontology annotation, molecular function: RNA binding. The record is from RefSeq and is a predicted model, not a curated record. Bases 309 to 1106 code for a protein of 265 amino acids. Lineage: Eukaryota; Metazoa; Chordata; Aves; Tinamiformes; Tinamidae.
UAUUUUUCAGUGAGAAGAUUGCCUGUGAUCAGAAGGAGGAAGACCGCAGAAUACAGCGUUGUGCUUAAGAGUCUGUGGUCGCCGAGCAAGGAGCUGUUACAUCAGUUGCCUUCUGGUAGUUUUACUUUUUUUGGCAGUAGAACCACUGUGUGGUGUGUGGCCUCUCCUGCCUGCAUUGAGAAAGAAGGCUGAAGGCUGUAGUGAAUCACCUGUACAGUUCUUCUGCUUGAGAAAGAAAACUCUUCAACCAUGGCAAACCAGGCAUUUUCCCCAGAGGCUGCUUUCCCUCAUGGGAGGCGGAGGGACAAAUGGGACCCCAGGCUUCUUUCAAGGGCAAGCAGGAUUUACUGGCGAAGAGAGAAGCUCUGCAAGCCUACAGCUGGUGGAGAACACCACAGAAAAAACGGAAGAAAAAGAACAAAAUAAAACCGGGAAGAAUAGAGUUUGUUCCUAGUAGCACUAAUACUUCAACCAGACCAGAUUAUUCAAUAUUUGUUGGGGAGCUUACCCCAGAAGUGGAUGACUUUCAGCUCUAUGACUAUUUCCUGAAGAGGUACCCUUCGUGUCUUGACUGCAAGAUAGCGACAGAUCUCCUGGGCUAUUCCAGAGGGUAUGCCUAUGUCAGAUUUGGUGAACAAGGUGAUCAGAUGAGGGCACUGCAAGACUGCCAGAAUGCGCCAGGUCUGGGGGGAAAACGAAUUCGGCUGAGCAUAGGAAUUUCUAAAAGGCUGAAAGCAGAAUUCCAGCGGUACCCGUCAUAUAACUAUAAUGAUUAUUACCAAGAUUAUCAGAAUUACUACUCGCAGUGGAAUUAUGAUCCUUAUGCUGACUACAACUAUAGCUCCUAUGCUCCCUAUGAUAGUAUGCAGGCUGUUGGAGACUGCUCUUUAGGAGAUGCUGUUAUGGCUCCUGCUGUUUUUGAGGAUACUUCAGCUAUGGUUGAAAUCAGUGAUGACCUAAUAAUUGAAGAUCCCCAACUUCACUUGGAUAUUGAUGAAAUGAACAGACAAUUUAUGGAGACAAGUGAAGAAUUCUAUGAUUCGCUCAUGAAUUGUCACUGGCAACCUCUGGAUACGGUCACUUCUGACAUCCCCUUUGCUAUUUAAGUGUCUUAUAUAGCAUGACCGUUAUGACCAAGGAUGCUCUUGGACCAACAGCUUCUUUCUAGCACUACCUCAAAGUAAACUUGCAGAUCUAACUCACAGGGAAGACUCAUCAAAUGCUGAUGAUCCCUCUCAUUCGGAUGGAUAUAUAUAUUUUUUUGCCUUUGCCUUUUGUUUUGGCUUACUUUUAAUGAUGCAUAUUUAACUUCAGUGACUCAUGUUAACAGACAUUGUUUGAGUACAGCUGUAAGCAUUUCUGAGUCAUAAGUUUCAUUAAAGGCGUGUCAUUAUAUAGAAAUGGUUCUAAAUAAGUAAAAUGUACGUAAAGUAAGUAAAUAAAAUAGCAUAUGACUUUACAGAG